Nematolebias whitei (Rio pearlfish) is the source of this 2258-nucleotide messenger RNA. RefSeq names its product SHH signaling and ciliogenesis regulator sdccag8 (gene sdccag8). Bases 105 to 2216 code for a protein of 703 amino acids. NCBI's taxonomy places the organism in Eukaryota, Metazoa, Chordata, Actinopteri, Cyprinodontiformes, Rivulidae. Gene Ontology annotation, biological process: establishment of cell polarity; tube formation; centrosome cycle. The record is from RefSeq and is a predicted model, not a curated record. Gene Ontology annotation, cellular component: centrosome; centriole. The transcript is spliced from 17 exons.
AUCAAACGCCGCCUUUUGAGCGUUAUGGUUGCCGUUGUGUUUGUUGUGGUUAGCUUAGCCGGUUUAUUUAGUUUCUCUACAUGAAUAAUGACGACUGUGUUUAAAUGAAACCGUUAGACUCAGACGAAGACGAAGAAGAGCAGCUGAGCACUCAACAUAAAGAACAGAGGCAGCGAGCCAACGAGAACAUCCAGGAGCUGAGCAGUGCUCUGGAGCAACUCAGUCCUGAUGGAGAGGUUGUCAGAGGCAGCAAUGACACCUUUUUUGCAGCAAUGGCUGAAGAGGACAAAACCGCUUGGAGUCAAAAGACGCAAAGUGAAGCAGUCAAUCAGCUGAAAAGUCUCUUGUUGAAGCAAUGCAGAGAAAUUCCCACUCCUCUCUCUCCAUCAGAGAAACAGUCUCCUUCCAAGAGAGUGCAGAAGGAGAGCAGGUCCAGUGUUCCUGCUUAUCAAGACUUGAUACCAACAAUUAACGAUCAGUCAGAAUACAUCCAACAUCUUGAAGCUGAGGUCAAAUUCUGCAAGGAAGAACUGCAAGGAAUGAAGCAGCGGGUCAGAGUGGUGGUGGUGGAAAAUGAGAAGCUGCAGUAUGAGCUCAGAACCAAAGCUGUGGAUGAGUCUCUGAAAGAUUAUACCAUCCAUAACUCCAUGUUGAAUGACAGCAGCCACAUAGCCUCCAACACAGAGCACAACAUGUUGCAGAGGGCGGAACACAAAACUUGGAAAAAUGAGCUGGAACAGUUGAGAGUGAUCCACCAGGCCCAGAUUGAAAGCUUGGAGGCUCAGGUCAUCUCUCUCAGAAAAGAGUUAUCAUUGAGUCAGAAGGAGGGUGAGGAGCUGAAGGUUUGUCUGAAACACACGGAGAAACAGGCUGCAGAUGCUCUAAGAGCUGAUGGAGCUCCUCGCGUGGCGGGUCUGUGUCUCAAGUGUGCACAGCAUGAAGCCGUGAUGGCUGGGACUCAUGCAAAUCUGCAUGUCCAGGCUAUGGACAGGCUCACAAAGGAGCGUGAUGAAUUACUGGUGGCUCUACGUGCCGUGAGGGCAAGUCAGCAAGAGGCUCAACAAAAGGAGUGGUCAGCCUGUUUGCAGGUUAAACAGGCUGUGGCAAUGGCAGAAGAAGCAAAUCUACAUAAAACUAGGGCGGAGGUGCAGUGUGAGCAGUUAUCCAGGGAGGUGGUGCGACAUAGGGAACAGCUGGAAAAAGAAGUGCAUGCUUUGAAGGCGAGGCUGUCUGAGGCCAGAAAUGAGGGCCGGGCGGAGGCCCACAAACAAAAAGAAGAGCUUGCACAGACGGUGUCCAGCCUCUCCCAACGUGUUGCAGAGUUGGAGGUACAGCUCGACCGAGCUCAGAGAGAGAGAAAAUCACUGACCAGUGAGCUUGAAGAAACUUUCAGCAAACUAACCAAUCAGGAACAAGACAAUGCUAAGGUAUGUAUGGAUCUGCGAUAUCAGCUCAACCAGGCCCAGCUGAAGAAAGAGGAGGCAGAAAGAGAGCUCAGAGAGCUCAACGCCAAGACCAGCAGACAGAUGGAAAAAGCUGCACAAGAAGUGGAAAGGCUGAGCUCAGAGCUGGUUGGCUGUCAGCAGCAUCUGGAGGCGGUCCAAAAGGACGGGAGCCAAUGGCAGGCCGAAGCCCUGAGCCUAGCAGAACAGCUGGCAAAUGCCCAGCGCCAACUGCACCUCACCAGACAGGACAGAAAGAGUGCAGAACGGGCUCAAGCAGAGGAAAUAUCUUCUGUGACUCUUUCAGCACAGCAAAGGGAGAAAGAGCUGGUUGCAAUGCUGCAGAAAACAGAGGCUAAACACCUGCAGAGAGUUGGAGAGAUGGAUAAACUCUUGACGUCCCAGAAUUCCCUCAUCAGGAAACUGAAAGAAGAAUGCUUCAAACUGGGAGCCAAACUGGAAGAACUGUCUCAAAGCAGCAGAAGUGAGCUGGAACAGCUGACACUGGAGAAGCAACACUUGGAGGAGACGGUGACGAGUCUGAGAGCUCGCUGCUCCGACCUGGAGGAACAGUGUGUCCAGCAUGGGCGCAUGCACCAUCGAAUGAGGGGCAGGCUGCAGCAGUUGGACCGACACUGUCAGAGCAGCGCUCAGCAGGUGUGUGAGCUUCUGGCCAAACAGAACCAGCUGAUGCAGGAAAGGAACACACUCAGCGAGGAGAUGCAAAACCUGCGCGUCGAUGGACAAACACACACAAACCUGAGGAGUGUGUGACACGAUACAGAGUCCUCAGGUCAAAGCGGUCUGACUCUUCUA